Messenger RNA from Rubroshorea leprosula, 544 nucleotides. Lineage: Eukaryota; Viridiplantae; Streptophyta; Magnoliopsida; Malvales; Dipterocarpaceae. The record is from the annotation of a GenBank genome assembly.
ACACAUUCACUCAUGCGUGUCACCAUCAAAAUCACUAUCCCCUGCUUCCUACUACUCGUAAUAUCUGCCUAUUUUGGAGCCAAAACCAACCACAGAGCCGAAACCAAGGACUACCUGAAUUUUACAGAAGCAGACGUACGGUGGAAUGGCAACCUCAAUGAUGGCUUCACUGAGCUUGAAACCGUCUCCGUUCAUCGUCGAGAAAUCGGCCGUCAGAGGCGUUCCUUCUCUUGCCCGGAGCAAGCCAAGGACUUUCAAGAUCGAGGCUAGCGGUAAGAAGCUCAAGACCGACAAACCUUACGGAAUCAACGGCGGCAUGACCUUGAGGGAGGGCCUCGAUGCCUCCGGAAGAAAGGGAAAGGUUGGUGUUCUUCUUUCUUAUUGAGAGUUCUUCCUUCUAUGGUUAAAAUUCUAUAGUCUUGAAAGUUUACUAUUUUUAGUCUGGUAAUUUGAACUUCAAAAAGUGAAAAUAAGAGCCUUAGGUACAUCGAAAUCUCAUUCAAUCACUAGAUAGAUAAGAUUUAAAUAAAUUUAUGUUGUAUUU